Messenger RNA from Capronia coronata CBS 617.96, 2778 nucleotides. RefSeq lists its product as uncharacterized. Gene Ontology annotation, cellular component: MBF transcription complex; SBF transcription complex. Lineage: Eukaryota; Fungi; Ascomycota; Eurotiomycetes; Chaetothyriales; Herpotrichiellaceae. The coding region runs from base 1 to 2778 and encodes 925 amino acids. Gene Ontology annotation, molecular function: transcription coactivator activity; protein binding; DNA binding. The record is from RefSeq and is a predicted model, not a curated record. The transcript has 3 exons.
AUGGCGUCGGGCGGCAUAGAGACCGGAGUCUAUACACAAGCACCCCCGGCAUUUCCACGACAUGGCCACUCAAACUCGAUAAACGCCUCGUUCUCUCAAGUACCUUCGUCACUAAACACUUACGAUGCUCACUCAGUAGCUUCAACUCCUGCGCCGACCCCACCACCUACUCGACAUGUUGCGGAGCAGCAACAACAACAACACCAGCAGCACCAGUCGCAGUCGCAGCAGCAAUCCAUGGCGUACAAUAUGAACGGUGGCCCACCCAUGGCUAACGGAGGCAUGAUGGCUGCUCCCAGCGGCUUUGUUGGGUAUCAAGAUCCGAAUGCCUAUGCACAGCCGAACUUGCCAAACUUUUACGGAAAUGGGGCAAAACCGCAGAUAUACACUGCCGUCUACUCUAAUGUGUCUGUCUUUGAAAUGGAGGUCAACGGAGUUGCCGUCAUGCGACGCCGGGCCGACUCGUGGUUGAAUGCGACACAGAUAUUGAAGGUCGCUGGGGUAGACAAGGGCAAGAGAACAAAAGUGCUGGAGAAAGAAAUCACCGGAGAACAUGAAAAGGUUCAGGGUGGUUAUGGCAAGUACCAAGGUACCUGGGUCAACUAUCAGCGUGGCCGCGAGUUUGCCAGACAGUACGGGGUAGAGCAUCUUCUACUGCCACUGUUUGAGUACGAUAUCGGCUCUGAUGGAAUGACCGGUAUGAGCCAAGGGAUGGAAACGCCCACCAAAGAACAGGCCAUGGCCGCCCAACGCAAGAGACUGUACGGCGGUGAUGGUCGGCCAGUUGCACAGUCGUCGGGAGGCACGUUCUUCAAGAACAUGUCCAGCACAGCCGCCAAUGCCAUCCACGCCUUGAACAGAACGCGCCUAGAUUCACCCAGUCAGAUGGACGGGCGACGGUCCAUGGGACCACGGCGACAAUCUCAGUCCUUCAACUAUAGCCAGGAUCCCAUGUAUGGACAAGGAGCCAGCCAACAGAGUAUGCACAGCAUGACCUCGCAAGAUAGUUUCGGGACGAACGGUGGGAUCAUGAGCCAGGGAGCAAGCUUUGCGGACUUCGGAAACACCGAUGUUCAGGAACCUCCACGAAAACGCAUUCGACCAUCGCCGCAGUCGUCCUUCCUCGGUGGUCCUUACGAUGCCCCUAUGGAGAUGGCACUUCCCGAUGGCACUUCCACCGAACCGAACGCUUCGUUCUUCUCCCAGGCAAGCCAAUCGAUCGCGCCGCCAGAUACACUCUUUUAUGGACUCGAACCUCUUCCCCACCCUUCAGGACCACUGGAGGAACAGAAGAAGGAACUCUUGCUCGAUCUCUUCAUCGACCCCAGCCGAACCGACUUUGAUGACCACCCAGCAUUCCUUCGCCUCAGCGGAGACGAGUUCGAGCUACCCAUUGACGGCUCCUGCAACACGGCGUUGCACUGGGCCGCCACGCUGGCACGGAUCCCUCUGGUGCGCAAAUUGCUGGAGAAAGGCUUCAACAUGCGACGGGCCAACAGUGGCGGAGAGACGGCAUUGAUCGCGGCCUGUCAAGCACGAAACAACCUCGACCACAACAGCUUCCCGGCUCUUCUGCAGCUUCUCGGGCCCAGUAUCGAGGUCAGAGACCGACGCGGUCGGACGCUGCUGCACCACAUCGCCGUGUCGUCGGCCAUGAAAGGAAGAGCAGCCGUGGGCAAGUACUACCUGGAAUCACUGCUCGAAUAUGUCAUCCAACAGGGGCCCACGCCGUCUCAUGCGGCAUCCAUGUCGUUUGAUGGGGUGAACGGGGUCCACAGCCAGGCACAAAACUAUGCCUUGACUUUGGGAAGUUUCAUGGACAACAUUGUCAAUGCCCAGGACAAGGCCGGUGAUACGGCCCUCAAUCUCGCGGCACGAACCAGCACGACUACCAUUAUCGAUCAACUGAUCGAGGUCGGCGCCGACCCUAACAUCACGAACCGCGGUGGUCUGGCGCCCGUGGAUUUUGGAGUCGGGGUCACCAAUGUCAACGGUCAGGUGGCAGAUCAAAGCAUGCAGAUGUUCGAUUCCAAUGUGACGGCGAACGGGUCGCCUCAAAAAUCAUUUGAAGAGGCCCAGGAAGGACUGCUGACAUCGAUACGUGAAAUCUUAUCGCAAUCCGAGGCCGACUUUGCGGCGGAGAUGAAAGAGAAGAACGAGACUCUCGACAAGACCAACGCAGCUUUGAAGGAAUCUGGAAACUCAUUGGCGGAAGAGCGACGGAAACUCGAAGAUGCGCGCGACAAAGUCCGAACCAAAGAAGAACUGGAACAGAAGAUUAAGAAUCUUCGUCAAACCGUGGCCCAAUACCGUACCGAACUCAGCGCGACUAAUCCGUCGACGACGGUUCGGGAUAACGUGAUGGUGGGAGAAGCCGACAAAGGAAUUGACCUCGACGGACAACUAUCCCUGGUGGGAGAGCUGUUCCCUGACGGCGAGAUCGACCCGGGCAACAUGGCGUUGUUGACACAGGAGCAACUGAAUUUCCUGGGCAGUCUCGAACGAGCCGAAGUGCUGUCCGGGCGAGCGCAAGUCUACCAACGACACAAUGGCCAGCUGGAGCAGAUGGCCAAGACGCUCAAGGGGCGGAGCGCGGAACUGGAGGAGCGGUACAAGAAGAUUGUGAGCCUGUGUACUGGGGCGGACGAAGAGAAGGUGGAUGGGUUGAUGGACAACCUGGUGCAAGCGGUGAUCAGUGAGCAGAAGGAGAUGAAUGACAACACACAGCUAGUGCGAGUGCGCGAGUUCCUACGAAUGGUGCAGGGGACUGGCAAUUGA